AUGUCUUCAAACAAUAAUCGUUAAUUGUAGGCAAGACCCAAUAGAAAAACUGAGCAAUCUUUUGAUUUCUUCAAAAACACAAAAGUCUCCACUUGUAGUUAUAUCAAAAGAAAAGGAGAUGAUUUCAUUGCAAUUCCAUUCUACUUUAAACCAAAUUAAAGAAAUCUAGAUUACUUAAAUAAAUCCAUGUAUUCCACAUCAACCAACCAAGAUGCUUAUAACAAUAAAAGAAGAUGUUUUUCAAGCAUGAGGAACAAACCAUUAUCUCCAUACAAUCCUUUAGCUCAUAGGAGCAGAUUAGUAGAUCAGAGUUUAAGGAUCUCGCAAAGCAACGUUUGCCAAGUAGAAAUAGGAGAUAGAAAUUAGAAAAUGAUUAAGCAUUACGUAACCUAGUAUCAGAAUCAAUUGGGAAAUUUCGGAGAUACCACCCCUUGUUCAAAUCCGUAGAUUUUGGCUGAGAGGGCCAAAUGGAAUCACAAACUCAAGAACAAAUGACUUCAUAUUAUAUUUAGCUACUAUAUACACCUGGGAAUCUCAUUA
This is a messenger RNA of Paramecium tetraurelia, 540 nucleotides long. RefSeq lists its product as uncharacterized. Lineage: Eukaryota; Ciliophora; Oligohymenophorea; Peniculida; Parameciidae. The record is from RefSeq and is a predicted model, not a curated record. The transcript has 3 exons.